Messenger RNA from Exophiala oligosperma, 1530 nucleotides. RefSeq lists its product as uncharacterized. The transcript has 3 exons. The record is from RefSeq and is a predicted model, not a curated record. NCBI's taxonomy places the organism in Eukaryota, Fungi, Ascomycota, Eurotiomycetes, Chaetothyriales, Herpotrichiellaceae. Bases 1 to 1530 code for a protein of 509 amino acids.
AUGGGCUUUGCUUGGGAACGCGUGACUGAAGUGUAUCAAAAUUGUUCUCACAACGCAAGAAUUGAAGUCAUCCCUGGUCAGGCCCCUUUUACCGGCCAUAGCUCUGUCGAACUAGAAGAUCACUUAUGCUUGACCCCGGCGCUCAUCUCGCUCGACUUUAUGGACAUCAACAACCCCAUCGAAGUCAUUCACGACGUCCGGAAGCGGCUCUGGAUCGAGCGUGUCAACCAAGCUCGCGUUGCAGGCCACAUGACGAGCUGGAUGUCGUCCUUGCAUCCCAAAAAGCUCGGGUGUAGGCUGGAUUGCAAGGCCCUCAACGGUUCGUACAACUUGUGCCAGAGGUUACGCUUUUGCGACGGCACCACCUGGCUGCUCCGUAUGCCCAUCGUCGGCAGCGUCUGCGACGAGUACGCCGACGAGAAGGUUGCAAUGGAGGUGGAGGCACUGAGCCUCCUCCGCGACAAGAAUGUCCCCGUACCGGGCGUCAUUGCCUGGGGGCUGACAGCUGCUAAUCCGCUCGGCCUGGGACCCUAUGUCGUGAUGGAUUUCGUCGAGGGGGCCAGCGUCAACACCCUACUGCGAGAGCAGCAGCACGACACCAGAUGGCUCAGAGAUGACAUUUGCGAUGAUGAUGUCGAGUUCCUCUCCCGACAGUUCGCCCGUAUCCUCCUCCAUAUUUUCCAGAUCGACUUUCCUACGCUCGGUAGCCUCCCGACCCCCGUGACCGUAUUCAACGCUCCUGUCCGACCCCUGACUUUCAAGGCGCACGACAUUCUGCAAACCGGAGGUGUCAACACUUUCGGCGACCGUACCAAAGGCUUCGCUGAUACUGCUGAUUACUUCUGCCAUCUGGUCAACCAAGACUGGGAGCAAUUCCAACGCCAGCCCAACUCAGGUGGCGGUCCCACCGUCACCCAGGCCAAAUAUGCUGCUUUUCUAGCUCUCCACUCGUCUGUGACGAUCCCGGCCUCACUAACCUUAUCGUUCGGAGCGCAGACGACCUCACUGUGGUCGGGGUCGUGGACCUCGAAUGGUCGUACGCCGGCCCGGCGCAGCUCUUUGGCCCCCUGGUGGCUAUUGCAAGACCGGCUCAACAACUACGACACCUUCCUUAACAAAGAAGAGGCCCCUAGAUUUUUGGGGAGGUAUCUGCGGAACCUGGACGUGUUCAAGACCGUGCUCGAUGAAGAGGAGGCGCGGACACCGGGCCAGCAAACCAUGGAGCUAUCUCGAUUGGGGAGGCACUCCGAGAAGUCGGGGAGCAUGUGGCUGCACAUGUUGCUGUCGUGGGGGUUCAAUCACCCAGACAGCCUACCCUUCGCGCAACUUCAGGUGCGCCUUGAGCGGGAGCGGUGGAAGGAGCUGGAGGAGGGCCACCACGGAAAGGAGGCAAGAGAGUUCACGGAACGGAAGCUAGCGGAAUUAGACAAAUAUGAUGAGACAGUGGAGAGGAUUGUGUGCAUGCAGGAUGAUUUGGAGAAUGGGAAGAUGACGAUAGAGGCAUUCGUUGCAGUAUUGAAAGUCGUAUGA